CGCGCCAGCUGCCGCACGUCAUGAUUCUACCCCAGGUGAGCGACGAUGUACCCAGACACUACCACCCCGUUUACCGCAGGACCGCCGGCAACCAGUAACCUGACAGACGGGGAAGAAGAUCUGCCUGAAGACGCUUUCUCGCUGCUGUCGGUGCUCCUAGUUGGAUUCCUCCUUGUGAUCCUGAUAUUCUUCUCGGUCGCCGGCAACGUUCUGGUCUGCGUGGCGAUCUACACCGACCGCGGGCUACGGAGGAUCGGCAACCUCUUCCUGGCCUCGCUCGCCGUCGCCGAUCUCUUCGUCGGUGGGCUGGUAAUGACCUUUGCCGGGGUGAACGACCUCCUCGGCUAUUGGAUCUUCGGCUUGUGGUUCUGCGACAUCUGGAUCGCCUUCGAUGUUAUGUGCAGCACUGCCUCUAUCCUCAAUUUAUGCGCCAUCUCCCUCGACCGUUACAUUCACAUCAAGGAUCCCCUCAGAUACGGCCGUUGGGUGACUAGAAGAGUCGCUAUCGGCGGCAUCGCCGUCGUGUGGCUCUUGGCAGGACUUAUAUCCUUCGUACCGAUCAGCCUAGAUCUUCACAGGGCAGGUCAGCCAGCGCUCUAUAAUGACGAAAUAGAGGAGCACCCUACGUGUGCCCUAGACAUUACACCCACUUACGCGGUGGUGUCCUCUUGCAUAUCUUUCUACGUGCCCUGCAUCGUGAUGUUGGGGAUUUAUUGCAGGCUCUAUUGCUACGCGCAGAAACACGUUAGAAGUAUCCGGGCGGUGACGAAGCUGCCGGACACCUCCAUGGCCAAGAGUUUUCGUUCGAAGAGCAGUCGCUGUAAGCCACCGAAGCCGCAGACGAAGACGAAGCCGACCAGCCCUUACCACGUGUCCGACCACAAGGCCGCGAUCACCGUCGGCGUAAUCAUGGGCGUAUUCCUGAUAUGCUGGGUGCCCUUCUUCUGCGUCAACAUUGUCGCAGCCUACUGCAAGACCUGCAUAUCUCUCCGAGCGUUCCAGGUUCUCACGUGGCUCGGCUACAGUAACUCGGCCUUCAACCCGAUAAUCUACAGCAUCUUCAACACUGAGUUCCGGGAGGCGUUCAAGAGGAUCCUCACGAAGGGGGCGCGCGCGAGAGGCAAUCAGCCGUCGACCAGCGAGUGCGGCGAGUUCCGCUCGGUGGUGGUGCAGAAGCGCAACGGCUCCAUGAUCGAGUGCAAUAUCAGUCCGAGAUCGAGCGCGGACAGCUGCCAGGUCGGCGUCAUGGCUCAAAGGCAUCGCGACACCAUCGUCAGCGCCAUAUAAAACAGUUCAACGAGCGUCCUCCACUCCCUUCUCGAUCUUGAGAAUAAACGAUUUCUCUUCGGAUCUCACUCGCCGCUCUUGCCGGUCGGUCGGCUGGUCGUCGCGCGUCUCACCCAAAAGCUCCGCUCCCGAUCUCAUCUCGCGAUCACGAGGAACCCGCGAAGGACACGAUGCAAGGUCUGCGCCGAGAAGAAGAGGCGGUCGACAGAAUCGCCGGUCUCUCUCGUUUACAUCAAAAUUCCCCAUCGCACCGGUAAACAUCGAUCAGCAACAUGGUGUCGAUCAAUUUCGGAUCGAUCUCUCACCCUGAAGAAGUGAAUCUGAAGCGUUCCACGAAACAUUGGAAAUCAUUCCAUGAAGAACGCGGCGCUAACUCGCAAACCAAAUUAAGCAUUACGUCAAUGUUGUAAUUUCCCACUCGACGAUGCAACGUGUUACAUACGUGUGUUAUAUUGCACUUGCGCUGUCGAGUGGGAAAUUGUAACAUCGAUGCAAUGCUAUUGUUGGUGUUUACCUGGGCUGGCGCAACAACAAUGUGUCAACAUGAUGAAAGUGUUAAUUGAAUGUUAUAUUUGUGUACUUUUUAACACACUCCUCAGUGUUAAAGUAAUGCAAAAUUUCAGUGGACUGUUUUCAACAAACACAAUUUUUUACUGUGUAUAAUCUGUUCGAUCGUUCACUCGAACAAAUUUUGCUCGUCCGAACGAGGUCGUCUCAGUAAUCCCACCGCUUUCUUUUCUCGGUGCAGACGACGUGACGAACUCGAAGUCGCGCCUUUACCAUGCCUGAAGAGGAGACUUUCGUCUUGCGGCGCGCGUUAAAGGGGGUAGAAAAGUUCGAACUUGUGAAAAGUCGGUAAAAUUGAACUCGUUACUGCAGGUAUAAGAAUUAAUCGGAUACGAAAUCAUUUUAGUAGGCUAAUAUAUCAAAAUAAAUGAAAAAAUUAAAUUUAAAAGAUGUAAUAAAAAUAUAAUUUUAAAAAUAUUACCAUAUGAAACUGCUGCAAUCCGCCCUACCGUGCAUAUCGGUUUAGCAAAGAUUGCAAAUGAUACGGCUGGCACUUUUAAUAGAGAUAAAUGGCGCUAUGUUUUGAAAGCUUUCCUCUGUACUUUGCACUAAGAGGAAAAGAAAUACUCGACAAAAAUUGAUAAAAUGGCAUCGAAAAAAAAAUAUCGCAGAAAUGAAGUGUUUCAAAGUUUUAUAUGUAAAACGGCUGAUUUACUUGAUUUAACGAAAAAAAUAGAGUCACAGGCCUUUAACGAGCCCGAGCACAGAUUUUCUAUAGUGCUAUUAAAUAUUAAUAUUAUCAAUAUUAAUACGUCUGCGGGAGGAUGUAAAGCUUAAACUGUAUAUUAACGUACGCACCGGAUUAUUCCUCGAUAAAUAUAAUUUCACAGUGUAAUAUAAUUCCUCAUUAAAUCAUCUCAGGAUUUUGCUUUUGUAUUAAGUCAAAUUUCACCGACUUUUCGGAAGCUUAGACUUUUUUACCACCUUUUUCAAUCCUCCACGAUUUUCCGCGAGGAGUGUAUCGAUUGCGAAGCGGUUUUCCGCCUCCAACACCUGAAUCCGGUGAUUUCACACCCGUUACUCCGUUCCCCCGUGUUUUCUCAACGAAAGUAAUUCAACGCGAAUUUUGUCUUGUUAUUUUCGAUACAUUUCGAUCGUUGCGAUGAGUCAACGCCGACGACGAGGCCUCUCGCGCAACUUUCAAUACGGCUGGUUACUUACGAACCUGCAUUAUGCGAUUGCCUCGCUCUCUCCCUCCCCUCCUCACUCUCUCUCUCUCUCUUUCUCCGGUGUACAUAAAAUCUGCAUAGGAUAUCGCUUGUACCAACAACAACAAACAACAAUAUGAGUUCCCUCUCGCGGCGUGGAGAACUUUAUUAUUCGCAUCCGACGCAAGGCUUAUAAACGCCGAACUCUGAUUGCCUCCCUUAUAAGCGCGUAAUAUUAUUUAAUAUUAAGUAAUAUUUCUGGAAUAUUAAUAGAUGGUUCUAUGUCCACU
Messenger RNA from Dinoponera quadriceps, 3292 nucleotides. It is a transcript of the gene Dop1, whose product is annotated as dopamine receptor 1. Gene Ontology annotation, molecular function: G protein-coupled receptor activity. The transcript is spliced from 7 exons. The coding region runs from base 46 to 1287 and encodes 413 amino acids. The record is from RefSeq and is a predicted model, not a curated record. Gene Ontology annotation, biological process: adenylate cyclase-activating adrenergic receptor signaling pathway. Gene Ontology annotation, cellular component: membrane. NCBI's taxonomy places the organism in Eukaryota, Metazoa, Arthropoda, Insecta, Hymenoptera, Formicidae.